Nycticebus coucang (slow loris) is the source of this 886-nucleotide messenger RNA. Its product is annotated as translation initiation factor IF-2-like. Lineage: Eukaryota; Metazoa; Chordata; Mammalia; Primates; Lorisidae. The record is from RefSeq and is a predicted model, not a curated record. The coding region runs from base 1 to 873 and encodes 290 amino acids. The transcript has 3 exons.
AUGCCGCCCCGCGCCCAGCGCCGCGCCGCCGCCGCCGCCGCCGCUCCGCUCCCCGCCUCCCGCCCCCCGGCCCCGGCCCCCGCCCCCCGCGCCUGCCUGCCGCCCGGCCGGGCCGCCUGGAGCUCGCCAUUGGGCCUCGCUCCUGGGGUCCCGCGCGGCGGCCGUGCUGAUUGGCCGCUGGGACUUCAUUCACGGCCCCCCUACUGUCCGCGUACACACUCACGCCCCCGGGGCGCGGCCGCCACGUGGGGAGUGGAGCGGGGGUGGCACUGGGACCGCACCCCCUCUCGUCCUGGUUGCGUGGGCCCCGCUUCUCCCAGCGCAGGAGACUCCGAGCCCGGCCGAUCCCGCAUUCCACGCGAGCUGAAUUCCCGCCUGCAUCCCGCCCGGGCGGCCAGAGGCGGCGGCGAGGAUUGCGGGCUCCGGGAGGCGCUCAGGCUCCGAGAAGCGGCUCAGCCCGGCGCUCCUUUUUCCGCAGAGCCGCUGCGGGCGGGCCGGGAUUCCCGCGGGUCCCGGCGGCUGCGAGCGGGAGGCGGCGCGCCUUCCCGACUCAGUUCCGGUGCGGCUGCUUCCCUCGCCAGCCUCGCCUCCCGCAGCUUCCAGCGUGUGCAGAGCGCUCCUCUGCGCGGCGGCCCGGCCCGUCUCGGCUUUCGCUCUUCUCCCUGUCUAGUCCAAGCGUCGCAACUCCGCCAACCUCUGUGGCCGCGAGAGCGCGUCCGGCCUGGGCAAAGUCGGGCCGACUGGGGCUUCACGCCUCGUGCGAGCGCCCCUUCUCCCGGGCGCCCUGGCCGAGGUCCAUUGGCCUUCUUGCUCUGGGUACCUCAAGAAAUGGCUGAAGCAUAUACACCAGUGGCUCCAGGAAACCAAAAUUAAAAGACUGUCCAAG